CCCCUCUUCUUCCUUCCCCUGGGUCCCCACAGGCGCGACUCGGGACCUGGGCGGUCGGGGGACUCUCCAGGUGCCGGGCCAGGCUGUCACCCAUGCACGCUGGGCAGAAGGCCUGGCAGCCCCUGCCCGCUCCCUUCUACCCACAGAGGCUCAGCAAGACGUCCUCUGUCUACAGCUGCCUCCCAAACCAAACUUCCGGAUGCCGGUCCCACCCCUGGCCUCGUGGGACCAGCCCCUUCUUCCCCUGAGAAUUCCAAGGAGGUCCUAGGGUCCCAACCCACGGCUUCGCAAAGGCCUGUCUGAUGCCUCCGACCCAGGGCUCCGCAGCCACAGCCAGGGCGGAGGGGACCGUCCCUCCUCCCUCCUCCCCGCCUUCCCUCCGUCCUCAGCACCCACUCUUUCCUGAGCGCCCUCUGGGAGCCGGUGCAGUUCUAGACACUGGGGGUUGGGGGGGGGAUGUCCCUGAGAGGGGGGUCACAGGCAGCAAGGAGGCUCCGCGCAGGACGAGUCAGCUGCAGGGGCUGCCGGUGCUGCAGAAGCCAGGGCAGUAGAGGUGGCAGCAGGGUGGGGGUGGGGUAAGGGUGGCCCAGAAAGGUCUCUCUGAGCAGGUGGCCAAGCGGGAACCAUGCAGGAGCCCAGCAGAGGGGCCCAGAGGCCGCACGGGGGCCGGUGAGGAGAGCUUCCUGUUCCAGCCCUGGCAAAGGCACCAACUCCCCGUGGGGAGCCAGGGCCUGAGCUGCCUGGGAGACCCGCACCACAGCUGCAGGAGGGGUGCUGGGCCUUUACCCAGCGGGGCUGGACCGCCCCGUCUGCCUCCAGGCACUGGGGCCAAGCCCAGCCAAGCCCGGUGGCACCCGGGGAGAGGCAUCCGCCCUGCGGGGCGGCCGGUUAAUGAUUGGCUGCCUUGUUCGGGGUUGUAGAUGCCACCGAUGGCCCAGUCCCAGGCCGUCGCGGGAAGGGCUGCCCCGGGCUGGCGCCCACACCAGUGUUUCGGGUUAUACGGCAGCUUUUGAGUUUGAGCUCUCGCUGUCACCACGUGGGCAGGGAGCCGCCUCCCCAGAACCCACGGGGAGUCAUAGGGCAGCAGGGUGGUGGGCUGGCCCAGCUCCUAGGGGUCUGGGCCUCUAGAAGGGAUGGGGAGUGGGGCAUGGGCUCCGGGGGAGGACGACCUGGGGGUUCUGAAACUGUGCUCAGGCCAAGGGGAAGACAAGUGGCCUGCAGGUGACCAGGGGAUCCACUGCCCGCCCCCGGGUGCUGCACCCAGCAGGCCCAGGCAGGGGGCCACCAGCUCCCGAGGUCAGGCUGCCUGCCCCUCAGUCCAGGACUUGGGUGGAGGAGCUCUCCGCCCCUCCAGAGUAACCGACAGCUACCCUUGGGCAAAGGGGUGUCAGACCACAGUGCAGCAGAACGGAGCCCUGCAGGCCCCCAACACCUGGUGCAGGCAGGCACACAGGACGUGGACACACAUGGCACGGGGACCACCAUCCACCCUACAAGAAGCAAGUGAAGGCUCCCUAAGGAGAGACACCCUGGUGACCCAUGCAAGGCUCUGGAGGACAGAGGCAGGGGGCCAUGCAGGGCAGCCAGCGGCCCUCCCACACGCCCUGGCCUCCCAGACCUGGGCGUGAGCUCCUCUCAGCCCCUUGCGGAGGCACGGGUUUGCUGAGCGCCCACUUUCUGUUCUGUAAAGAGGCCGUGGUAAGGGGAGAUGAAAUAACACAGGUUCACGAGGGUCUUCCAUUCAUCACACCGGAGCGCCAUUUCCCGCCAGACUUUUUACCUGACCAGCCGGCAGGGAGGCCAAGCGCAGAGAUGCCGACACCAGAUGGACAGUCCCUGCAGGCCCCACAGUCACCACAGAGACGGGAGCCACCCACAAGAGGAAGCCCAAAUCCAGGACGCUGGGCAGCACCCCUCCCCGGGCAGGGCGGGCCUGACUGCGUGCCCAGUUCAAGGGCUAGGACCACGGGCCGCCCAAAGGGCCCGCAGAGGGGUGGGGGCCACGUCUUCCCAGAGGUGCCCCCUCACCAGUGCCCCAGCGCCUGCGGCCCGCAGCCGCACCCACUUCCUCCACUGCCAGGGACCACCUCCUCGGACCCAGAGCUGGACGAUGCUGACACUGCCAGGCCCCGGGCCGCCCUCCUGGAGAAGCACCCGCUGGAGGGGGAGAAGCAGCGGCCCGGCACCGGGCAGGGCCCCUUCUUCUACAUCGGAGGCACCAACGGGGCCGCAAUAAUCAGCUCCUAUUGCAAAAGCAAGGGCUGGCAGCGCAUCCAGGACAGCCGGCGGGAAGACUACAAGCUCAAGUGGUGCGAGGUCAAGUGCAGGGACACCUACUGCAGCUUCCGGGAAGGUGAGCAGCUGCUGUACCAGCUCCCCAACAGCCAGCUCCUUACCACCAAGAUCGGGCUUCUCAGCGCCCUGAGGGAGCACGCGCGUGUCCUCAGCAAGACCAGCAAGCUGGCCCCCUGCGCACAGGCCAAAUCUGGAAAGGACACGACACCCGCCCCAGAAGAGCUCAUGUGGAGCAGCUCAGGACACCUUGGGCCACAGAGCGUCCUGAAAAUGGAAGACUUUUUCCCAGAGACCUACCGUCUGGACAUCAGGGACGAGAGAGAGGCUUUCUUUACCCUCUUUGAUGCUCUCUCCGCAGAAACCCAGAUGUGGAUCUGCAAGCCCACCGCCUCCAACCAGGGCAAAGGCAUCUUUCUGCUCCGGAACCAGGAGGAAGUCGCCGCCCUCCAAGCCAAGACCCAGAGCAUCGAGGACGACCCCAUCUACCGCAAGAUGCCCUUCCGGGCGCCUCAGGCGCGGGUCGUGCAGAGGUUUUGCGCGUGGGCACCCCGAGGGGCGUUGGCCAGGUACAUCCAGAACCCGCUGCUGCUGGAUGGGAAGAAGUUCGACGUGCGCUCCUACCUGCUCAUCGCCUGCACCAUGCCCUACAUGGUGUUCUUCGGCCACGGCUACGCUCGCCUCACCCUCGGCCUUUAUGACCCCCAAUCCAGCGACCUCUGUGGCCAUUUAACCAACCAGUUCAUGCAGAAGAAGAGCCCCCUGUACCUGCUGCUCAAGGACGACACGGUGUGGAGCAUGGAGCACCUCAACCGCCACAUCAACGACAAGUUCCGCAAGGCCAAGCGCCUCCCCCGGGACUGGGUCUUCACCACCUUCGCGAAGCGGAUGCAGCAGAUCAUGGCCCACUGCUUCCUGUCUGUCAAAUCCAAGCUCAAGUGCAAGCUGGGCUACUUUGACCUCAUUGGUUGUGACUUCUUGAUUGAUGAAAACUUCAAGGUGUGGCUGCUGGAGAUGAGCUCCAACCCUGCCCUGCACACCAACUGUGAAGUCCUGAAAGAGACCUGGCACUCGAGACCUUCCAGAAGAGGCUGCGCGGCCAGAAGAUGCUGCCGCUGCUGUCCCAGCGCCACUUCGUGCUCCUGCACAACGGCGAGGCAGACCUGUGGCCGCGCCCCGGGAGCUCCCGCAGCGUCCCCCGCCCGCCGUCGUCGCCGCCCGCCGCGUCCCCCGCUCUCCGCGCCGCCGGCAGGCCGGGCGCGCGCAGGCCCGCACCACGCCGGGGCCCCAGCGGCGCGCCCGGGCGGCCCUCCUCCGCACAGCGGCGCCCCCGGCCUCCGACCCCCAGCCCCGACGGCGCCCAGGGCGGGGACCCCGAGGCCCCGGGCGGCGGGAAGCCGGCGCGGGAGCCUUCCCCGGGGUCGUCGGAGGAGGAGCGCAAGAACGCGGGCCACCGGCGCCCUCGCGGGGGCCUAUAAAAGCUGCUUUUUUUGUUACAAACGCGACCUCUGCAGCUGGUCCGCGGGUUCCCCGCACACCGGGCCCCGAGACCCCCUCCGGCAGCCUCCCUGCGCCCCGUGAGCCGCUACUCCACUGCUGGGGCCCGUCCCUGGGGGGACACGAGGGUCGAGGGAUGGGGGUGUCUGCCCGGCAGGAAAGGGAGAUGAGGCCCCCCGUGCCCCUGACUCUGCCCACCGUGGGCUGCUUCCAGUUCCUGGGCCCCCUCACCUACGUCCCUCGUCCACCCGCCCUGCAAUCUCACAACCCACCUGACCUCUACUGCCUGGGUCGGUGGUCCCCAGGAAAGGCGCCCAGUGUCCCCCAGUCAAGGGUCUAGAGCCUCACGGACCCCUCUCGAUUCCCUUAGGAAGGCUUCCUCACACCCAACAUGUUCCUCCGAGCUGCGGUCCCCGCCCUGCCCAGGGUCAGCUCCUUUCUGGGCCUUCGGAGCACCAGCGCCCUGAGCUCUCCUCCACCUGCGGCGCCCGGACUCUACAGCAGGCAGAGACCUGCAGAGGCCGGGAGGACCCAGGCUGUGGGUGACCGGCAUAUGGUCGUGGCAGGACAGCGCCCUGAGGGAAGUGCCGAGCCAGCAGGUCCCUGUGUGCCCUGUGUGCCCAGCCUCAAGGCUCCUAGGAGAUUCAGGGCCUCUCAUGUGUCCACACCCCUGCCACCAAGCGUCCUGGGGCAGCCAUAAUCCCCUCUCCACCCUGGCCUUCCCCCCCCCCCCCCAGUCCAGACCCCAGGGUCUGGGCAGCCCCAUCCCUAGGCCCACCCUAGCUGUCACAGCGUCCCCCUGCCCUCAUCUCUCCAAACGGUCACCGCCAAGCCACAUGCCCUCCUCCUGCCCUGCACACCCUCGCUCAGUACCUCAGCGGGCUCCACCAAGGGGGGAGGGGCCGCCGGGACCCCUGCUGUGCCCUGCAUUGGCGUGCUGGUGGGACCCGAGGGGCACCGACCUGUCCUCCCCCGCUGCCCCCCCACUCCUUUCCCAGGGAUGCAACGGCCACAGCACCGCUAGAGGGCGGCGGGCACUGACCGCCGAGCCUCCGGCCAGCCCACUGGAGGUAUGCAGCCAGGGAGCCAGGGAGCCAGGGAGCCAGGGAGAGAAGAGCCAGAUGGAAAGCGGGGCUCAGAGAGGUAGAGUCAGUCCUCCCAGGUCACAGAGCCAGUGAGGGGCCCAGGCCAGGGCUCACCUGCCUUGUCACUCACAGCCCACCCACCCUCCCACCACCACUGCACCCCGUCGUCGUCCUGCUGCUGUGGCCCAGAGUGUGGGGUCCCCAGGGCAGGAGCACACUUGUCACUGGGUGACUGGGGUCUGGGAACCCUGAGUCCCCUCCCAGUACGUCUGGUGGUCUCUCCAUGAGGGGUCAAGCCCAGCACUGCGUCCUCUGCAGCCUGCUGGCCAGCUCUGUGUCUGAAGACCCGUCUCCAUCAGGGAGAGGUGGCCUCCUCGGUGGGCAGAGCACACCCAGGUCUUUGUAAAACCCACGCCUGUGUCUUCGGGGUCAGGACCACUUUCCUUGCUGGCAUCCAGGACACUACACAGCCAUGUCACCUCGGGGUCACCCCCUUAACUCGCCCAAGGGGCCUCUAGACCCCAUGUCUCAUCUCUGAGGCCUCUCCCACCCCCUCCUCACAUCCUGCCCACGGGGCCUCUGCCCACGCUGUCCUGUGGCUCACGAUGUGGCCCGUGGUGGCAGCAGUGCUGCUCCAGGACCUUCCAACUCUCCUCCAGCCUUGGCGGGACUGUUCCCCUGCUGGUCAGGGCGGUGUCUACGGAGGCGACCCGAUCCUCAGGGAGCAGCUGUCCCUGCCGCCUCCAUCAUCCCUAGGCCCUGAGUGCGUGCAAUGGCCCACAGGGACCGUGGUGGGCUAAGAAGUGCAUGUCCUGACUGGACCUCCGCCCCCGGGCUCCCCCAAAGCCCUGGACUGUCUGCUGCUCUUGGGCGCCUGGUUACCCCAAGAGCCUGGAGUUCAAUAAAUGAGGUUUCCUUGCUA
Messenger RNA from Aethalodelphis obliquidens (Pacific white-sided dolphin), 5796 nucleotides. It is a transcript of the gene TTLL10, whose product is annotated as tubulin tyrosine ligase like 10. Gene Ontology annotation, molecular function: protein-glycine ligase activity, elongating; ATP binding. The coding region runs from base 1540 to 3873 and encodes 777 amino acids. The transcript has 15 exons. Lineage: Eukaryota; Metazoa; Chordata; Mammalia; Artiodactyla; Delphinidae. The record is from RefSeq and is a predicted model, not a curated record. Gene Ontology annotation, biological process: protein polyglycylation.